Molecule: messenger RNA, 1497 nt
Organism: Adineta ricciae
Lineage: Eukaryota; Metazoa; Rotifera; Eurotatoria; Adinetida; Adinetidae
Source: the annotation of a GenBank genome assembly
AUGACAGAUUAUGAAGCCGAUGUCGAGAAGACGCAAAUGAUGGACAACGAUAAUGAUGACGAAGACGAAGCAAAACAUGCCAAGUUUAAAAAUAGACGAUAUACUCUACUCAAACCACCUGGUUUCGGCAAGCCAAGUGUGUAUCAUGGACUUGUGGUCAUCUUUCUCGAAUUCUUUGCUUGGGGUCUCCUGACGAAUCCAGUUAUAUCGACACUCAAUAAAACAUUUCCAACGCAUACUUUUCUCAUGAAUGGUGUUAUUCACGGAGUCAAAGGUCUAUUGACAUUUUUGAGCUCACCAUUACUUGGUGCUUAUUCCGAUGUUUGGGGAAGAAAAUCAUUCUUGUUAAUCACUGUAUUUUUCACGUGCUGUCCAAUUCCAUUGAUGAAAAUUAGUCCAAUGUGGUACUUCGCUUUGAUCAGUAUUAGUGGUCUCUUUUCUGUUACAUUCAGCGUUGUUUAUUCAUAUGUUGCUGAUGUUACUGAUGAGAAUUCACGAAGUGCAGCUUAUGCUACAUUUGCUGCAUCAUUAAUCACAAGUCCAGCUAUUGGUGCACAUCUAGCACGAUUAUAUAGUGAAAAUUUCGUUAUUGCAUUGGGCACAGCAGUGGCUAUCUUGGACUUAAUAUUCAUCUUCUUUGUCGUGCCCGAAUCGUUGCCGGAACGAUUGCGUACUGAUCAGAAAAUAUCAUGGGAUAAAAUCGAUCCAUUUGCCGCCCUUCGAAAUAUCACUCAUGAUCGUUUCAUCUGUUUAAUAUGUCUCAUUGUACUUCUCUCCUAUCUACCCGAAGCCGGACAAUAUUCCUGUUUUUUUGUUUAUCUACGAUUAAUGCUUGGCUUUUCCGAAGAUGAGAUCGCUUAUUUCAUUGCUUUCGUCGGAAUUUUUUCCUGUAUUGCUCAAACAGCAUUAUUGGCUUGCUUACAACGAUAUUUCGGUUCGAAAGAAACAAUUAUGGUUGGAUUAUUUUUUCAAAUCGUGCAAUUAGCAGCAUAUGGCAUCGCCACAUCAAAUUGGGUUAUGUGGUUUGCUGGCGGUCUAGCUGCAUUAUCUUCUGUAACAUAUCCAUCAAUUAGUGCAUUUGUUUCUGUCUAUGCUAAGGACAAUCAGCAAGGUUUAGUUCAAGGUAUGGUCAAUGGUGUACGUGGGUUAUGUAAUGGACUUGGUCCUGCUUUGUUUGGUUUCAUCUUUUAUUUGUUUGAUGUUAAUUUAAAUGAAUCGGUUUCGCCGACAUUAUCGACAACGAUGCCAACGCGAUUGAAUCAUACGAGUAUACGUGUUAUGGAAAAGCAGAUGUAUCUCUCCAUGUUGACACGUGAUGUACCCGGUCCACCAUUUCUUUUCGGUGCUUUACUUGCUACAGUUGCUUUAAUGUUUUGUUUACUCUUACCAAAUUCGAAACCAGAAUCAAAUGGACUCUAUGUUGAUGCAAGAAUAAUCGAACAGAAAGCUCGUCUAUUGAAUCUUGAGAGUGAUAGUCAUGAUCAUGUCUUGACAUGA